This is a messenger RNA of Cuscuta europaea, 3472 nucleotides long. The record is from the annotation of a GenBank genome assembly. NCBI's taxonomy places the organism in Eukaryota, Viridiplantae, Streptophyta, Magnoliopsida, Solanales, Convolvulaceae.
UAUUAAUUGGACGUUAGUUAAUUUUAGAGAAUCUUAGUGAAAUUUAAUAUAUAAAUAAUAUUAAUCGGACGUUAGUUAAUUUUAGGGAAUCUUAGUGAAAUUUAAUAUUUAUAUGUUUCGACACGUAAAAAAUUAUUGUUAAUGUUUAUGAGUUAAUUAAUGCCAUUAACGUAAUAAUUUAGUGUAUUUAUUGUUGAAAUGAUUAAUGAGAUUAUAUUGACAUAUUAGUUCUAGUGAAUUAAUUGCAUUAAACUUUAAUUAGUGAAAUUUAAUAUAUUAAUAAUACUCCACAUAUGUUGGUAAUGUUUAUAUAAUUCAGAGUUUUUAACCUGUAUAUUUUUUUAUUAUAAUAUUCAAGCAUAAUGUAUUGACAAAAUAGAUUUUGGAUGUAUGAUAAACAUUCGGUAUUGUACACCCGACUUAUAUGAGUGGUGAUAAAAUCAGAUAUCCAUGUUCAAAGUGUAAAAAACUCAAAUUUAAACACCCAGACGAAGUUAGGUGGGAUUUGUACGUGGGCGGUUUCGUUCCCAAUUAUUAUAAUUGGACUCCCUAUGACGAACCUUUGGAUCCAUCUGUUUUACCACAAACGGUAGGUUCGUCUCGUAACGUCCCUGCAUAGAUGAGUGCGUGGGUAGACCCUGUUGAAAUGAGAUGAGAGCAACGUAUGGUAUAUGUGCAUACGGUGCAUCGAUGUCUCAGUUCAACCCCUCACAACCAUCUAACGAUCUUGCUGAAGCCUCGACCUCGUAUCAACCAGAUGAGGAUGAAAAUCUGAUACUUUAUCAAUCUUAUGUGGAUGAAGGUUUAGCUGAGAAAUAUCAAGAUGUUUUAGUGUGUCCGAAAAAAUGUAUGUUGUUCUGAAAGGAUGAUGAGACACUUGAAUUCUGCAAGUUCUGUUGUGGAAACAGAUACAAACUUGUUCCUCAAACUAAAAACAAACCACGAAAUAAGUCAGCAUUAUCUAAACUGUAUUACCUCCCAAUAGCUUCACGACUUUAGAGGAUGUACGCAUGGACAUCAACUGCGAAACACAUGACAUGGCAUGUCGAGCACGAAACCAAAGAGGGUAUGAUGUCUCACCUUUCGGACUGUGAAGCUUGGAGACACUUUGAUCGUUGUCAUUCUCAGUUUGCAAUGGAGCCACGAAAUGUGCGACUGGGAAUGUGUUCAGACAGAUUUGCUCCAUUUGGAAGAAUUGGGAAGAACUAUUCAUGUUGGCCGGUCAUGUUAAGUCACUUUAUCUUUUUGACUUUAAAUUGUCCGGAUCCCAAUCUCCAACCUCUAUCGAGGAGAUGAAAGAAUUUUGGGCCAUCUGGACACCAACUUAUGAUGUUUUAAGGGAUUAAAAUUUUUAUAAUGAAAGUUGCCAUCAUUUGGACCAUUACCGACUUCCCUACAUAUGACAUACUUUCGGGGUGGAGCACACAUGGUUUUAUGGGAUGUACGAUAUGCAUGGAGAAAUCAGAUGCCAAUUGGCUAACUUUCUGUAAAAAAUCAAGUUACUUUGAUUGUCACUGCAAGUUUCUCCCGGAAAACCACCGAUAUCGAAAGGACAAAAUCUUUCAUUAGAGGUAGAGUAAUACGAGACACCCCACCCCCGAGAUUGACCGGGGAAGCAAUUUUUAAUCGGGUUUAACGUGUUCCUACGGCUGUGCAAGAGCAAAAAAAAAAGUCAUAUGGGUUUUGUGAUACCCAUAUGCGGACAAAGAGGAGUAUAUUUUAGGAGUUACCAUUUUGGAAAGACCUUCUCAUUCGUCACAAUAUAGAUGUCAUGCACACUGAGAAGAACAUGUUUGACAAUAUAUUUAACACAAUGAUUGUUUUCAAAGGCAAAAUUAAAGACGGUCUUGCAUCUAGAAAAGAUAUGAAUAUUUGGUAUGCCAGACCCGAACUUUCUGUUGAUCUAGAAUAUCAGGGUAACAAUAUUCCAAAAACAGUCUACCAAGUCACAGAAGCACAAAAGGAAUAAAUAUUACAAUGACUUGUGUCUCUGAAGUUUCCAGAUGGCUACUGCGCUAACUUGUCCAGAUGCCUGGACAUGAGCAAACUUACAACGACGUCGAGCAUGAAAACUCACGAUGCUCAUGUAAUCAUGCAAAGACUUCUCUCAAUUGCACUGAAAGAGAUGCUUCCUGAACACGUAUGGUCCAGCAUUACUGAAAUCAGUUUGUUGUUUCAGUCGAUAUGUUCCAGCAUUUUGGAUGCAGCAUCCCUCCGGAGACUAGAAGAAUUUCUUGGAGGGUUGAAUAAGAAAGUGACCAACAAGGCACACGUUGAGGCUUCAAUUUUUCAAGCGUAUAUUCAACAAGAAAUCUCAACGUUCUCAUCUUUUUAUUUUGAGCGUGAAGUCAUCACUAGAAGAAAGAUACCUGUCCGGAACGAUGACAUUUGCGAGAAUUUAUACGAAAAUGUAGUUUUCAUUUUCAAUUACCCAGGUAGAGGUAAAAGAGCUGCCACAAACCGAUACAUCGUGGGUGGAGAAUUACAAAUUUCGCAUACUUAUAUCCUCAUGAAUUUUCUUGAAAUCUUAGUGUUUUAUCAGUAAGUUAAAUUUGUAGUUAUAUUUUUAAUAUAUAUACAAUUAAGGUAGUUGAUUUAUAUUAUUUUCAUGUUUGACUUCACAGUGAAUUUAGAACGGAGUUCUCAGCAUUCCCUGAUAAUGAAAUUGAUGCAAUGGUGGACUCUGAUUUUGUACUGUGAUACAAGUAUCAGUAUAUAUAUAUACACACAUUAAUUAUAUAUAUUUUUAAGUAAUAUUUUUUAAUAAUUACCCAAUAUUAUCAUGUUUUAAUUUACAGAUCAAUAGCCGUGGGAUUGUGGACCCUCUGUUAGUAUCAUUUUUUUGAUAAAAUGUAAAUAUAUAUAUAUACAUCUAGAAAAUAGCAUAAUACAAUGCAUCAAUCCAAAUCAAAUGAUUAUCUAAGCUAGAUAUAAUGCAUCAGAAUGGGACAUCCCCCAUAUCAUAAAAUCAGUAAUUUAAAAAUCACCAUAAAUCAACCCAAGAGAAAUCAGCAGCACACAAAAUGGAACCUACCUCCUUUAAUUUUUUUUCAUGAAACCUGGUUAUCUAAGGAUACCCGGGCGGGUACUCGAUUCUGGGCCAAAUCUCCUUUCUAGCAUGCUUGGCAUCUUUCGUGGCAGCCCUUGUAGCCGACAAGGUUGUCGGUUUGGCAGCUUGCGUGGCAGCUGAUUUUUUCUGACACAGUGGGUUCCUUUUGUGGCACUUUAGCAUGCAUCUUUGAAGGCUUAGGGACAACCCGAUUUUUCUCCAUCUUGUCAGAACUUACCCCCUCCUCUAUAAUCCUGUCAUGACCGGCCAACAUGAAUAGUUCUUCCCAAACCUUCCAAAUGGAGCAAAUCUGUCUGAACACAAUCCUAGUCGCACAUUUCGUGGCUCCAUUGCAAACUGAGGAUGACAACGGUCAAAGUGUCUCCAAGCUUCACAGUCCGAAGGGUGAGACAUCAUAUCCUC